This is a messenger RNA of Gongylonema pulchrum, 240 nucleotides long. Lineage: Eukaryota; Metazoa; Nematoda; Chromadorea; Rhabditida; Gongylonematidae. The record is from the annotation of a GenBank genome assembly.
AUGGUGGGUGCUGCGGCGGUGAUACGCUGGUUGUUGGUGAUCUUGCCAUCUUUGAGCGGUACGUUGAAAUCGACACGGAUCAGCACGCGUUUAUCCUUUACGUCCACUUUGUCAAUUGAGAGCUUGUUCAGCGUCAUCUUCUUCUUUGUUGCCUUCAAACCUGUGCUGCUCACCUUACUACUCGACGGAUAUACGUAUGCUCUGAGUAAUGCGCUGCAAGCAAUUGCGCUAUUGAAGUAA